Corythoichthys intestinalis (scribbled pipefish) is the source of this 3037-nucleotide messenger RNA. RefSeq names its product PI-PLC X domain-containing protein 1 (gene plcxd1.2). Bases 253 to 1266 code for a protein of 337 amino acids. The record is from RefSeq and is a predicted model, not a curated record. Gene Ontology annotation, biological process: lipid metabolic process. Lineage: Eukaryota; Metazoa; Chordata; Actinopteri; Syngnathiformes; Syngnathidae. The transcript has 6 exons. Gene Ontology annotation, molecular function: phosphoric diester hydrolase activity.
CCCUAUCACUCUCACACAGACGUGUCGUACUCGACUGUUUAAAUUGUAGACCGGGCUAGAACGACAUUUUUACAUUUUUUGACUAAACCAAUUUCGCUGACUUCUAUUUACCAUCAAAACGGGAACUUAUUUCGCUAUUUUUCCUCAUAGCGAAAGUCGAAAACGGUGCUACUUCCUGUUUACUCUUUGGCCUCUCGUGUCUUAAAGGGACACAAUGCGAAAAUCGAAGGCAAUCGAUUAAUUGAGCGUGGAAUGAGGAAGAAACGCUCCACGUCGACGCGUGCAAUGUUCAGCGGCUUGGAGGAGACCCCCGACAUGGAGCAAUGGUGCACGGACUGGAUGUCCAAUUUGCCGGAGGAACUGCAGGACGUCCCGCUGACCCACUUGGCAAUACCUGGAAGUCAUGACACAAUGAGCUACUGCUUGGACAUCUCAUCCCCCUUGGUGAGGUCUGAGUCGGACCUGUUCAGGGUUCUGGAUGGACUUUGCUGUUGCUUUACCAGGCCUAAAGUCUUUAAAUGGGCCACGACGCAGGACCGCUGCAUCGAAGACCAACUGUCGAUGGGCAUCCGAUACUUCGAUCUUCGCGUGGCGCACAAACCGUGCGACCCGUCGUCAGACUUGUACUUCACGCACAUUUUGUACACGCACGCCACCGUGCUGGACACCAUGUGGUCGGUGGCCUCGUGGCUGGAGUCUCACCCGAAGGAAGUCGUCAUCUUGGCUUGUCGGCACUUUGAAGGCCUUACUGACAGGCUUCAUCACUUCUUCAUUUCUGCCAUCAAAAAGAUUUUCGGCUCCAAACUCUGCUUACGACAGGAAGCUAGCUGGUCCCUGCGCCGUCUUUGGGCAUUGGGUCGUCAGGUUCUAUUAUCGUACGACGCAGAUGUGGCUUCCAGACAUGCCGAGUUGCUACCCAGCAUCCCCUACUGGUGGGCUAAUCAGCGCACCGCACGCGCCGCCAUUAGCUUCCUGGAGUGGAACCAGCAGCUCGGACGGCCGAAGGGCUUCUUUGUGGCGGGCCUGAAUCUGACUGCGUACAGGUCGUACAUCAUCACCAACCCAAAGGAGUCCCUUCGCACAAUAACCUGGGCGCAGUGGCCCACUCUGAGGGAGUGGGUGAAAGAACAGACCCCCGGUCCGGAGCCCGGUAGCCUCAACAUCAUCGCCGGGGACUUUGUGGGCCCGCUGCCCCUCUGCCCGCUUGUCGUCAACCUCAACAAAAAGCUGCUCGCCGAAAAACAGUGGGAAACAGAUGUUAGCUAGCAAGCUACUAGCUCGUAACAGAUGUUAGCAAGCUAGCUAGUCUGCGUAGCAUCAGACUGAAACUGCUCAUAUGAUUCCAUUUGUCUGCCAUCGACAGUGCUAAACGUCCAAUCCAUUUCCUCCAACUUCAAAAUGGAUUGGACGUCUACUAGUGAUAAACUAGUACGAGUGAUAAACUCAUUUCAAUUCACAGCAGAAGGAUGAUUGGUCGUCAAAUGUUUGGACAUCUAUCACCGUCAAUGGCAGCGAAAGAGUUAAUUGUGUCAUUUCAGGAAAAGGCAUAAAUACUUGACUCAUUCCAUAACUUUUUACUCAUGUAUAUUUGCAUAAAUAUUUGUAUGAGGUCAUUGUGUGUGGUGACUUUGUUGUGUGGUCACCGUGCAGGACGGCGAGUGGGAGUGGCUACUCGUCCGCCUGUCUAUCAAGUGAAGGGAAUAGUUACCUUUCUCGCACACACCAUAUAACUGUUUGCAAUACUCUAACACACUUAUAAUCAAUCAAGGAAUAGUAUCAUUUCUCAUAUGUACUGUAGGAUUGUUUGUACUACUCUAAAACACCUAAUAUAAAAUAAAUAGCACACCAUAGUUUAAUGAAAAGAAGCAGAAUAGAUACACAACGCCAUCUUAUUAUCACAGAAGCCCAGCACCAACUCUCGCAAUCAGUUCUCCCGGCCACUCCAAGGACAAAGAGCAGGGCGCUCUGUCCUAAAAGAAGUAGCGUCUCGCCCAGCCAGGAUAACAAAGUUGAUAGCGGGCGCUUGGGACGUCAAGACCAGCGGCGGUCGCUGUGCCAACCACGUCCCAGCCAUGAAUGAUGACGCACGAACCUAACCGCCCAAAACCGGCCACAGAGGCAUUAUCCCAAGACAACACCCAGCCACACCUUCGGCCCGGCCCACUACACCGCAGCUUUCAAAAAGACUGGACACUGAGAUGACAAACGGUUUGCUGCUCAGAAACAUUUCUAUGUAGCCUUGUUUUGGAUCCAGCAUUGUUCCUCCGUCGUCUGUUUUGCCUUGUUUUUUGACCACUGCCAAAGAAUAAAUUGUCAACCUGUUUUCGGUGAGCCUUCCUCAGACUUUUGGAACAUAGAGUCAGUACAAAGGGUUAACACAAGAGGGAAACACGCGGAAGGUCGGCCCCCACCGGUUGGCUUGUGGGAGCGGUGCCGGCAGAGCGGCACUUCGUUCGGCUGGCGGUGUUUCCACAGCUUGGAAGGCAAGUAGUUUGACAAUGGGAUGAGAAUAAAAAUAACUCGCAACAAAUAAUUUGAAACCCUAUGCCAAGUUUAAAACCUAAAUCUGAAAAUCUAACCCUUAUUUGAUACAGUACUGUGAAAACCUAAUUCGUGUUUAAACCCUAUUUUAAACGGCAAGUCAGGUCUUCAAUCGGUAUUUUACACACUAUCCCUAGUUUGAAACCCGACCUUGAAAUUAAUGAUGCACGAUAAUGCAUUUUUCAACAGAUACCGAUAACCAAUAAUCACCUCCUCCUUCCAGCCGAUAACCGAUAAUGUCAAGCCGAUAACUCUUGAAAAGAUAUACAUAUAUACAAAUUUGAAUUAUAAAAAAGAGGAAAUGUUACUGUGCAAAAAUGCAAUUUAUCGCUACUUUUUCCACAUCAAAUGUGAGCAAGUAGUAAAUUCCAACGUCGAAUCAUUGUAUAUUAAUUAAUAUUCAUAAUGCUUACCGGUACAAAUUAAUGACUUAAUUGCACAAAAAAUACCUUUAGGAGGGGUUGGGGUGCCGGCCCAGAAUUCUGGAUAUAUAUAU